This is a messenger RNA of Magallana angulata, 3251 nucleotides long. RefSeq lists its product as uncharacterized. The transcript has 9 exons. Lineage: Eukaryota; Metazoa; Mollusca; Bivalvia; Ostreida; Ostreidae. Bases 55 to 1464 code for a protein of 469 amino acids. The record is from RefSeq and is a predicted model, not a curated record.
AUUUAUAUAUAAAACGUUUAUAAUAGUAUACCAUUUAUUCUCAUAAAAUUAGAAAUGUACAUUAUGAUAUGUCUGUUCAUUGUUCUGUUGAGAUUUACUCUUAUCAGGUGCAACUCGGAUUUGGACUCUUCCACUUCAGUAAAUGUUUGGAUUGAUCGAUGCACGCUACAUAUAAAUUACACUCGACCAGCUGGAAAUGGAUCAUGUUUGCCAAGAUCCUAUCGUGUUAUGAUUGUUUAUUCAGAACACGAUAAAAUUACUCAGACAGAUACAGACAUCCUAAAAUACUCUUAUUAUGGCAUAAACUCAACAUCGCAAUAUACAGUAAAAGUCCUACCAGCAUUUUCAUGCAACGUUUCCAACAAUACUUCAACUCUUUUUGGAAAUUCUAGUGAAACGACGAUUUCAGCCUUAGCAGAAUUUUAUAAUCAAACUGUCACAGCGAAUGAGUCAACAAACGUUUCCAUAAAUUGUCCUGUUCAAGAAGGAGCCUAUGGAACCAUCAACUUUAUAAAAUGGAACCACAAGGUAGGCAAAAACAACGUUGUGGUUCGGAACUUCGCCACACCAACAGUAAGACUAGAUAAUGUGAAAUUUGAGGAUUCGGGAACGUACUUUUACACUGCGGAGUACCGAGGAUGCGGGUUCCAGGCUGCCAAGCUUUUGCAAAGGAAAGGAUUUGUACAUGUUAAUUUUCACGGUUCACCAAUUAUCUCAGAAGUUAAAAGAGCAAUUGAUGGACAGGCAGAAAAUAACUCAACCUAUGUAAUGAACGUAAUAAGUCUUCCUAAAGCACCUAGGUCUGGAAUAAUGAUUGAAUAUAAAAACGGACCCAAGUUGAAAAUUAAUUGCUCAAAGGUUGUUCCAGCUGCUUUUCCGUAUUACAUGCAUGGACAGGUUCUAGAUGUCAAUGGUUAUCAAAUGGCAUUUGAAAUUGAAAAAGUAACCGAAAAAUGGCUGAAUGAAUUCACAGUUUACGUUGACAACGACUUUGGAGAACAUGGAUUUAAAGUUGUGCUGGAGGAAAGUAAACUGAAAUUGAACACGUUUGAUAUAGAAAGUUUCAUCAACAUGAACACAGCUGCUGUCUUUGGUUUAAGUGGAGGAGUUGUUUUGUUUGUUGUGAUAACAUCUGGAGUUGUUAUCUGCUGUAUAAGAAAAAAACGAAAACGAAAUUCCACAUGCAAAUUGCAAAGAACUGACUCAAGUAAAGCACAGGGAGACAAAACGUUACAAUUAGUCGAUAGGAUCUACAGUCCGUACGAAGCUCCAAAUCAAGACGGUGAUUGCACAUAUAAUCAAUACAAUCAAAAGCGGAUAGAAAGAGAAAGACAACAAAUUGCAAGUACAUAUAGCUUUGGAGGAUUUUCUCUCGGGGAAUUUCAUGAGGAGGACACCACCUACAACAAUGACCCUUAUUCUACGAUAAACCAAAAGAAUUGCGCAGUUGCAAUGAAUCAAUGACAUUUGCUAUUUUUGCAAGUUAAGAAAAUGUGACAACCAAUUUAGUUAAUUCGAUGUAUCUUAUAAAAUAUUGGACAGUCUUUUUCUUAAUACCUUAGUACAAGUUGUUUUAUGCAAACCUCACUACUUUUCAAACAUGAUACGGUAUAUUCGUCUAGUAAUUGUUGAAAUCUGGUAGUUUUCUUAUUCUUAGUUUUAAAGACGUGCUAUGCAAAGUGCAAAAUAGGCCUGAAUAGAAAUUAAAGCAAAACUAAAUACGUAAUGUUAUAUCUGGUUACGACACGUUAAGUCUUAAAAAUAUUUCAAAAUAUAAUAUACUUUUUAGAAAGGUAAAGGCGUGCAAUUUUGUUUUAUUUUUUCACACACACACACACACACACACACACACACACACACACACACACACACACACAGGGGUCGAUAUUUAGAUAAAUUAAAAGCUAUUGUCUCUUAUUAAAAAGUAUAAACGGGGUAUAAAUAGUUUAUAUUUUACAGGAAUGACGAAUGAGUUCUUUGUUGCGCUGUUUUUAAAAAUAGUUUCAAUAUUAUAAGUGAAAAUUAUACUGCAUACAGGGAAAUAUUCGCCCCCGUUUUAUUAUCGUCCCUCUCGCCCUCGUUGUCAGCGGGCGAAUUUAAGACUCGGCGAAAUCCGAAGUCUAAAUAUCUUUCUUUAAACACAACUUUGUCUGGGCGAAUUAAAGGUAUAUCAUUUAAAACCAACAUAACUUGACCAGUUCUUUUGUAACUAUCUAUGAACAAAACAAAUACCAAUAAUACUUACUAAUAUACUACUUCUAGAGUAGGUGUGUUGUUUACUGUGGUUUCAUUAAUAUUCAAAGGCAUCAAUUUUCGUGGAAAAAGUGAAAAUCACAGUUUCAAGGAUACGUAAAAUCGUGGCCAGUGACCCUAUCAAUACAAAAUGUUAAUAGAUAUUGCACUUCAAUAAACACUUAAUUUCGUGGAUCAAUUUAUUAAAAAAAUCCACGAAAAUUGGUAUUCAACGAAUAUUUAUGAAACCACCGUAAUAUUUUUGCAUUUAUAAUGUAGUAUAAGGUUAAUGUUUUGAUUGAUUCGUCUCCUUUCAUUAAAUAGAUUAACCACUAGAUCCUAGAUAUUUCAAAGAUUUUGACCUCCCCACACGACAACUCCUAUGAGUUCGUAAGAAGAGCAUAACGAUAUGUAGUAUUUCUUCAAUAGUAUAUUUUGUUUUAAGAAUACACAUAUCUUUAAUUUUUAUCCCUAAACCUUUAAUAAUGAAGUUGAUCUUAUGAUAAGACGAUUUCUCUGACAUUUAAUAGAAAACGUUUGAUUGUGACAUUUCAUUUAAACCUUAUUAGGGGACGUUUCGUUAUUGGCAUUUCAUGUGCAUGUUGGAAUUUCCUCGAUAUAAACCUACACACAUGUGAUAAACAUUGUUUACACUUAUGCUUAUGCAUGUAUUUGAACUCUGUUUUUUUAAGGGUAUGAAGCUUUUAAAUUGAGGAAAAUCAUCUAAGUUUAGAAUUAUUAAGAAACACUUGUUCUUGCAUAAAUGUAACUAUAGGUGGAUAAGUCAAUUAAAUUGAUUUGUUCUAAUACCUUCCAUUGUACAUUUUAUUCCUAUUGAUAAUUUAGUAAUUUUUUCUUUUACUGUUUAAAACAUUUUUUAGCAAGAAAACGUUAUGACGGAAAGGUGCAACUUGAUUUGAAAAAAAAAAUUGUGAUACUUGCCUGGAGAAGGACGAAACUUUGACCUUAAUUGGCUGUUAAAAGCUCACUGUCACGAUGGAAAUAAAUCCUUAACAGUA